This is a messenger RNA of Adineta ricciae, 633 nucleotides long. NCBI's taxonomy places the organism in Eukaryota, Metazoa, Rotifera, Eurotatoria, Adinetida, Adinetidae. The record is from the annotation of a GenBank genome assembly.
AUGUUCGGCAAAAAACCAUCUGUUACGGAACAAACCAAAGCGCAUAAUCGGGAAUUAAAACAAACCGAUCGAGAAUUAGUACGUGAUCGGCAUAAACUCGAGGCUGAAGAACAAAGAUUAGUUAAUGAAAUUCGAAAGAAUGCAGCGACUGGAAAUAAAAAAGCUAUAGAAAUUCUAGCAAAACAAUUAGUCAAAGUUCGAAAUCACAAAGCCCAAUCUUUUCAAGCUUCCGGACAAAUUCAAGGCUUAGCUGCACAGAAUACAAUGAUGGCAUCGAAUAUGCGCAUGGCGAAUACGAUGGAUAAAACCGCGAAAACCAUGGAAAAGAUGAACAAAAUGAUGAAUCCUGAACAAAUGGCAAAAGUUACUGAGCAAUUCACUAAAGAGCAUACAAAAUUCACCAUAACCGAUGAAAUGAUUGGUGAAACACUCGAAGCAGCACUAGGACAAGAAGGUGACUCGGAUGAAGAAGACGCCAUUGUCAAUCAAGUACUUGAUGAAAUCGGCAUUUCAUUAAAUGAAAAAAUGGCAAAUGCACCACGUGUUCCUGUUUCUACUGCUACAACGAAUCGUCGGCAAGCCGAGAAUGACGAUGCUGAAAUCGAACGAAUGUUAGCCAAUUUAAAAUCGUAA